This is a messenger RNA of Naumovozyma castellii, 2244 nucleotides long. It is a transcript of the gene BUD14, whose product is annotated as protein phosphatase regulator BUD14. The record is from RefSeq and is a predicted model, not a curated record. Bases 1 to 2244 code for a protein of 747 amino acids. NCBI's taxonomy places the organism in Eukaryota, Fungi, Ascomycota, Saccharomycetes, Saccharomycetales, Saccharomycetaceae. The transcript has a single exon.
AUGGGCGAAGAUGAGGUAAAAUUGAAAUCCACUUCAAUAGCAGCAUCCUCUAAGGAGAUCAAACUACCCUUUCUACUCAAUACAAAUCUAGGAAAUGAAGCGCUGUUGCAUGAUCCAACAUUAGUCGAAGACUACUCAGAUAUUUUGAAAACUAAACCAAAUGGAAGAUUCACUAGGGGAAAUGCAGAAGGUGAUGAUGAAAGCAGUGCUGGAGGUAGUGUGGUAAUGACACCUACAACAGAUACCGCAAAUAGCCCGUCUCCUCUAAAAUUACAAAGGAGUAGUAUACUGAGUACUACAUCAAGUCGUUAUUCAGCACCCACUAUCGAUCAAGACGAAUUAAAGCUCGUAUUGAAUAAGGAAAAGAAACCAGAGAACCUGAGCCUUGACACAGAAACUGAAGCUACACAAAGGGAGGAUCUUACAGUACGAUCUGAAUUCGAAAGUGAUAUGAACCAGCCAACUGGUGCAGCCACAGACGCCAAUAAAGCCACUAUAGAGGAACAGGAGAGUGAUGUGAAUGAUGAUUAUUAUGAAGAUCCUAAUAACCACUAUGAUUAUUCUGAUUCUGAUUUUGAAGAUAAUCUCGAACAGAGGUUAAAGGAUAUGAGCACAAACACCGACUCUUUUACAGACGAUGAAUUAGAUCAUAGCGAAGGAAACAAAUUAACUAAAAUUACUAAACAACCGCAUAAUGUAGAGGAUGAAGAUCUUUACAAAGACCUAGAAUUGGCGCUAUCAGCAGAUGAAGAAGAAGAUGCGUAUGAGGACGAAGAAGAGGAAGAAGAGGAGUAUCAGCCACUACCUCCACCACAGGAAUUAGAUCCAGACAAACUUUAUGCAUUAUAUGAAUUCAAUGGACCUGAUUCAUCACAUUGUCAAUUAAAACAAGAUGAAGCCUGCAUAUUGCUUAAUGACCAAGAUUCAUAUUGGUGGUUGGUGAAACGUUGUAGCGAUAAUAAAAUCGGAUUUGCACCCGCAGAAAUCCUUGAAACGUUUCCUGAGCGAUUAGCAAGACUAAACUGUUGGAAGAAUGAAAAUAUGUCGUCAAGAUCGCUGGAUAUACCGAAUGAAGUAGAUGAUAAUAACAAGAAACCCAACGCAAAAGAUAAUACAGAAGAAACAUCUAAUACAACGCCUUCUUUUGAAACGAAUGAUAAUAAUUCUAAAAGUGCAACUGAGGACUCGUUAUCGCCUAAUGACGAGCUCCAAACAAUGAAGCCACCAGGUCUAAAGGACUACAAAAAGGGAAAUAAAUCUGUUAGUUUUAAUGAUGUUGUCAGUUUUGCCGAAAGAUAUAUUGAUGAAGACACACAUAAUGAAUGUGGCGAUGAACUUCCGAAACAUCACGACGAAUUUUCUGAGGAGCGAUUAGAUUUUAAUGAUGAAUUAAGUGAUACAGUGAGUGAUGUGUCGUCAUCCGGUCCAACCGCACCCUUGAAUAUUAAGAAGACGAGACAGUAUCUAUCUCCGGAUGUAUAUCUGGACAGUAAAGCCACAGACACUCAAAACACUCAAUCGUUGAAAUUGCCUUCACCUGAGCUUUUAUCAGAGGUACCUAUUACCAGCACGAAAGAAGCUGUCAUUGAACCUGAAAACACAGAUGAAUUGCAUAAAGUUUUUGAAGUACCUAUUCGACCAUUUGAUGGUAAUAAGAAUAAUGGGAUACAGAACUCUAAUUCAAACUAUUCAAUUUCCAGUAUAGGUGAAUUCUCACCAUCUUCCUCUGAAUGGACCGAAGAAUCCCCCAAACAACAGGAUACUGAAAUUGAUAACAUCGAACGAAGAGAUACAAUACCGUCCAUAAAGGCAGUAUCGAAUAUCGCAAACUUUAUUAAGAGCAAUGGGGAAAAUGACCCAUCCACACCACAGGAUUCCCAACCUGGUUCAGUGAAUAUUGAAACUAAGAAGAUAGCUGGAAAAACCGUUCCUUUACAGAUAGAAAAGAUAGAAAAGAUAAUAUCAGAAGAUGCGGCGAAUAACCCUCCUGAAGAAACCCACUCGAAUCCAUCGAGUUCACCUUCAGCGUCGUCAGUAGGAGAUUUCUCCAUGGGUUCUCAUAGAGUACUGUCAACCACAAGCAUUAAUAGUACUCUCUCUACGUCAAAGACAACGGAUAGAGAGGAAACUACUCACAAUCAAACAUCUUCAACUCUGCACCCGAAGAUCAGUCAACUAUAUAGUCCAAUGUUUAACAAGAUGGACAAUUUGAUGAAGCAACUAGAUGAAAUAAUACAGAAAUAG